AUGGCGUGGGAGCGCCUCAAGGCCAAGGCCACCGACGAGGCCUACAUGCAAGAGCUCCGCCGGCAUCACCCGGAGCUCAUGGAGGCGGAACGGAAUGGAAAUCAGAAUGGUCAUCACACCAAGCUCUCCGAUUUUCAGCGAACCAAGCCUCCCAGCUUCAGCCAAGUUAUUGAUCCAUUGGACGCCGAUGAUUGGUUAAGGACUACUGAGAAGAAACUGGAAAUUGCUCGCACUGAAGAGGGAGACAAGGUUCCCUUCACAAUGCAUUAUCUCGAAGGAGCUGCCGCUAUAUGGUGGGAUAAUGCUAAGGCCAUGUGGCCCGCAGACGAGGAAAUUACUUGGACUAAAUUCAAGGAUCAUUUCCGCAAGUAUCAUAUUCCCACCGAGAUUAUGAAAAUCAAGCAGCGCGAAUUCCUCGCCCUCACUCAAGGCAGCAUGACAGUCAGCGAGUACCUGAAUAAAUUCAACCAUUUGUCCCGCUAUUCUCUUACGAUGUGGCCACAGAAGAACGGAAGGUCGACAGAAUUCUUGGAGGACUGA
This is a messenger RNA of Aegilops tauschii subsp. strangulata, 540 nucleotides long. RefSeq lists its product as uncharacterized. NCBI's taxonomy places the organism in Eukaryota, Viridiplantae, Streptophyta, Magnoliopsida, Poales, Poaceae. The record is from RefSeq and is a predicted model, not a curated record.